Messenger RNA from Dibothriocephalus latus, 558 nucleotides. The record is from the annotation of a GenBank genome assembly. NCBI's taxonomy places the organism in Eukaryota, Metazoa, Platyhelminthes, Cestoda, Diphyllobothriidea, Diphyllobothriidae.
AUGCCCUGUUUUUGUUCUGCCCUGCUUCUUGUGCCCAUCAUCCUGAUUGGACUCGUCGCCGUGGUCACGGUCACAGUUGGUGGUUUCAUGCACGCUGAAGUCUGCCCAUACGUAGGCAAUACCAGCGGGCUACGCAUGACCGACUACGUGGUGAAUUCAAAAAUAGACGUCGUGUGGAACGACUUGAUCGUGUCGCAAUUAUCUGGGGGUGGGGCCGCUGGAAACAACUUUGCAGACAUCCUCAACUUGAAGGCGCCUCAAAACCUACUGUAUGCUGUCGAGGUCGGCUGUAAUCCCCAAAACGUGGGACCGACCUCAAAGUCGGGGCUUCUGCCAAAAAUGGGAAUUGACAAUUUGGUCAAUAUCAGUGCACUCCUGGAGAGUCCUAUCUUGACUGAGGGCAUUGAAAAGGCCGAGCAGGGUCUCGUAGACGGUAUCGUGAAUGCAAAACUUGGCGACAAAAUCCCAGAUGCAAUACUAGCCGACGUUCAAAACUUUACUUCUAUUUUCCAAAAGCUGGUUGCCUUGCUUAAUAUAUCGGUAAGUGCUGCUCACUGA